Molecule: messenger RNA, 1837 nt
Organism: Priapulus caudatus
Lineage: Eukaryota; Metazoa; Priapulida; Priapulimorpha; Priapulimorphida; Priapulidae
Product: dolichyl-diphosphooligosaccharide--protein glycosyltransferase subunit 1-like
Cellular component (GO): membrane; oligosaccharyltransferase complex
Source: RefSeq, a predicted model, not a curated record
AUCCGGCGGAACUGCCAACGUGGUAGCACGGUCGGAUGGUGUCUUGAAGAAAUGUUCUAUUCACACCCGGCUUUCUAAAAUCUUUUUGAUCGACCGUACAGUUAAACAUGAAAUUUCUAUUUUUGUUCGUUUUUUCCAUUGCGGUACUUUUAUCGCUAUGUUGGACUGCAAAUCAAGACCAAAUCGUUGAUAGUUUGGUGAUCUCAAAGGUCGACAGAGACAUCGAUUUGACAAGUCAGUUGGUCAAGAUUAGCCACACAAUUUCGUUGGAAAAUAAUGGCAAGACGGGCGUCAGGUCUUUCCUGUUUGCAGUGGAACCUUCCUCUGGCAACCACCUGUCGUUUAUCGGAGCAAUGAGCAAAGGAGACGAGGAAGGAGAUGUUGAACCCUUGGAUGUAUCAAGAACAACAGUUUCAGAGGAGAAGGAUAAAAUUUUCUUUCGCAUAAAGCUGAAGGACUCUCUUGGAGCUGGGAAGUCAACCAGCGUAGAUGUUGAAACAGUGUUCACACACUUCCUGCAUCCCUAUCCCAGCUCAAUCACACAGUCCGAGCAUCAACUGGUGUUGUUCACGGGCAACGCAUACUUCUACUCGCCCUACAAGACGGUCACUCAGAAGACGCUUGUCAAGCUGGCGUCCAGCACGAUCGAGAGCUACAGCAAGGUGAAGCCGGUCUCUCUCAGUGAAUCUGAGAUCACUUACGGGCCCUACGAAAACACGGAGCCGUUCAGAGAGGAGGAGCUGAAGGUUCACUACGAGAACGGGACGCCCUUCCUCUCGGUGACGUCGCUGAACCGACUCAUCGAGGUGUCGCACUGGGGCAACAUCGCCGUCGAGGAGAACGUGGAGAUUCGCCACACCGGCGCCAUCUUGAAAGGCCCGUUCUCGCGCUACGAGUACCAGAAGGACAAGAGCGGCUUCAACUCCGUGUGGUCGUUCAAGACGCUGCUGCCGGCCUCGGCGGCGGACGUCUACUACCGCGACGAGAUAGGCAACAUCUCGACGAGUCACCUGCGCGAGCUCGUCGACUCCGUAGAGGUGGACCUGCGGCCGCGCUUCCCGCUGUUCGGCGGCUGGAAGACCAAAUACAUGAUCGGCUACAACCUGCCGAGCUACGAGUACCUGUUCAACGAAGGAUGCGGCGAGCGAGAGUCGAAUGCGUGUGUCCAGCAUGCUGGAGCAGCUACAGAGCGUACACGACCAACGCGUGGCUGUCUACCAGGCCUACGACGACACGAUCAACAAGUUCAAGUCCAGCAAGGACACGGCUGCGUUUGCCGCUAACAGGAAGAAGAAUGAUGCGGAGUACAAGCAGUUCACCCAGACCAUUGCUGAUCUGCACAUCAAGCUGAAGGCGGAGGCAUCUGACGCAGCAGACAAGGUUGCUGAGCUUCAGAAGCUGGAUCGCAGCGUGAAGGAGCAGCUGCAGGCAGCGAUCAGCUACGCCGAGCGCGUCGUCGCAAACAAAAUGCUGAAGCAGGCGUACAUAGAGGCGGAGAGCGCCACCAACGCCAAGAAGGAGGACCUCAUCGCCAAGAUGGAGGCAAUCCUCGAGAGCCUGUAGGCAGACGGGUGCGGCCGCAGAUCUCGUCGCAUCAGAAACGCUUUUGUGGAAGCACGUCGGUGACGAUUGUGGUUCCACGAGUUUCGGUCCACGGGAAGGCUUUUUUCGUGGCUUCACCACACGGUGGUUGUACAUCACAGUUAGUGUCUGUUACAAAGAACGAUUUGCCGGUGUUUUAAUAGAUGUGAAAAAAAUGCAGUCGUAUUUGCUUGAUAUGAUCUGUCUUGGGCUUCGUAAACAAGGUAAUAAAUUCAAUUAUUUGACUGACAUUUAA